Messenger RNA from Gasterosteus aculeatus aculeatus (three-spined stickleback), 1420 nucleotides. RefSeq names its product transmembrane protein 196 (gene tmem196). The record is from RefSeq and is a predicted model, not a curated record. NCBI's taxonomy places the organism in Eukaryota, Metazoa, Chordata, Actinopteri, Perciformes, Gasterosteidae.
ACCUUGGACAGCGUCCGGCAAGGCAGACGCACUUCAGCAAGCAGAGGAACUCUCUCUUUAAAAAAACACCAACAUCGCAAGUGCAGAACCAGCUUUCCCUCCUCCGGCUUUGUGGACUCCAUUUCGGACAUAUUCUUCACGGAUAACCCCUCUUUUUCUAGCCGGGCAUAACGAAGCAGCAGAGCCGCCGCCGGACCACCGGGAAGCGGGCUCCCCUCUCGCCCAUCCGCCCGCCCCCUGUUGCAGCUGGAGAGAUGCCCGGGGCAGGAUGUGCUCCAGCCGCAAGAUCCUGUGGAGCCUGCUCCUGCUGUCCGUGGUGGAGGUGGGACUCGGCGUGGCGAGCAUCGUCCUGGGGGCCGUUGGCAUCAGCUGGGUCCGGGGCCACCACAAGCCGCAGCAGGGCGACGCGUCCCCGGUGUGGAGCGGACUCUGUUUUCUGGUCUGUGGGAUGUGCGGAUUGCUGUGUGCUCGCAAGAGGACAGGUCUUAUUAUGAUACUAUUUUCGGCCUGCUGUAUCUGUGGUCUGAUUGGUGGGAUUCUCAACUUCCAGUUUGUCCGGGCGCUGAACAAACGACCAGACUCCAUGCACUCCAUCCAUCUGGCGGCCAUGACUUUGGCCUGCCUGGGGAUCUCCUCCUGCACCUUAUCCACGUGGCUCACCUGUCGUCUGGCGAGCUCGGAGCAGCAGAGGAUGUUCCUUGAGCGGGAACACUCGCUACACCACUCGCAUGAGAUGGCCGAGAAGGAGAUCUUGGACAACUCCAGCAACGGCAUUCCUCAGAUCUCCUACAACGGACACGCCCCAGCAUCACCGUGACUAAGUGCCACCGAGGGGCGUCUUGCACACACCGAAACAAAGACAGUUCACAAAUGUCUUGCUGUAAGACAGCUGGUUCUUUGUUACUAUAUCCUGGGUGCAGAGAGCAAAGCCAGGUCUCUCAGCUUGAAACCUUUUUUUCUCUACCGUCGGAUGGAAAGCAGGACAUUUUGAAAGCAAGAGGGAGGCGUUUGUGCUUCUGAAUGAUUAUGCAAACACAGGUUCAAACCUAGAUGGAUAUCCAAGAAAUACUGAAACCAAAGUCGGGAUGGAGAGCAGCCGUUUGGGGCGUAAUUCGGAUGUCAAACAUCUGCAGUGAAGGAUUGGAUUUUUUCCAAUGAUGCCUCAAUGUAAUUUUUAAUUUCAGUCUCACUUUAUUUAGUCCCUCUGUCUGUCGUUAUGGGUUUAUGGAACGUAUAUCCUGAGAUAUAAACUGUAUGUAUAUCCGAUACUGGAAUGGUUUGGUAUGAAAUACAGUGAUGCGCAAUGUUCUGUAUUGUAUAUCCAUGCUUGUAUAUUAGUAUAGUUGUAUCUAUAGAGAAAAGAUAUUUUUAUAAAUGCUUCUUAUAAAGUGAAUUUAAUUAAACAUAUAUCAAAUCAGAA